AUGACUUCUGUGGCCAAAGACGACUUGUAUAUAUUUUCCUUGGACGAGAAUGUCAAAAACAGUCUAAGCCUUCUUCAUUUUGACGAAUCUGCUGCUGUUGUGGCUGUCAAUGACGCUCCAGUUCAAACCCAGAGUCACUCCGAAAACCACAUAGUCGAUCCCAAAACCGAGCCCGAAAAGUCCAAAGACUACUAUAAAUCAGAUCUUCAUCGUCUCAAUCUCAAGAGACAGGUCAAUUCGCUUCCACCGCUUACAGAGGAUGAAUUUGAUAAACUUAUAGAGACCCAAUCGGUGGAGAGCAUAUCUGGAUCAGAGGAGAGUGAAACAGAGGACGAAGAGGACAGCAAGCUUAAUACGAUUUUCGAACAGCUAUCUACGAAGAACGAGGAUGAAGAGCAGAGUGUGAGUCACAUGAACACAAACUCGCCAUACAUUCUAUUUCAGUCCCCCUUGGUGGACCAAGGUAAGGCUUUUGGAUUGUACAAGGCACUCUUUUCGAAGGCGUCGCUAGAUACCGGAAACGUGUUGGAGGAGGUGAGUCAGAUCUCGUCGGAGCCCAAGCGGCUGGGCACUUCUGUGCUUCUUAUGAUUGGAGGAGGCCAUUUUGCAGGUGCCGUUGUUUCUCAUACACCCAAGAACCUCAAGGGUCUAGCGCCCAACCACAAGAUCCUGAAGCAGGAGCAGCAGGUGAAUGUGCUUGAGUCGAAGACGUUCCACAGGUACACCACGAGAAGGAAACAGGGUGGAUCGCAGAGUGCCUCGGAUAAUUCCAGAGGAAAAGCCAAUUCGGCAGGUUCUUCUAUAAGAAGGUACAACGAGCAGGCGCUCCAGCAGGAGGUCAGAGAGCUACUCAAUCUGUGGAAGUCGCAUUUGCAAAAUGCCGACUUUGUAUUUAUUAGAGCCAAUGCGGUGGCAAACAAGCGGGCUUUGGUGGGUUACGAAGGCGCCCCAUUGGCAGCUGACGAUAAACGAAUCAGGAAUUUUCCGUUCACCACCAAAAGAGCCACUCUUUCUGAAUUGAAGCGGGCCUGGGUCCAGCUCGCUCACAUGCAAGUGGUGGAUCUCCCGAAAGCCAAGAAGGUUACUGUGAAGAAGGCAGAUAUCUCCAAGGUGCAGAAAACACCGUCUCCAGCGCCAGAGCUUUCUGAGUCUGACAAGCAUACAAAAGAGAUUAUCAACUUGCUCAAGAAGCUGAAGGCACCGAUGUUGAUCAACUACUUGAAGAAGAAUGGAUUGGAUGCCAAUUACCAAUUCACACCUGGUAACCAGCAUGCUCAUGCUCCCACACCACUUCAUUAUGCUGCAUCACAGGGUCUUCACCACAUGAUCCACGUGUUGUUGGUUAAUCUAAAAGCAGACCCAACCAUUCUUAAUGCCAUUGGAAAGACCGCCGCUCAGAUGAGCUCCACAUCUACGGCGAAGAAGACUUUCCAAAUUGCAAGAAAUACACUUGGAGAGGAGUUUACGGAUUGGACUGCUGCUAAAGUGGGACCUCCAAGAACCAGGGAGGAAGUGGCUAAGGAGGAAGAGCAGCAAAAGAAACAGCAGGAGGCAGAAAACCGUCGUUUGAUAGAGGAGGAAUUGGCGAAAAAGACAGAAAUGGAGCAAAAGAAGCCUACAUUUUCCUCCGGUGGCACUCUUGGUGGCAAAGUCCAAAACCGUCCAUCUGAGACGAGGAACAACGAGCCAGAGCUGCGGAGGCAAGAAUGA
This is a messenger RNA of Candidozyma duobushaemuli, 1710 nucleotides long. RefSeq lists its product as uncharacterized. The record is from RefSeq and is a predicted model, not a curated record. Lineage: Eukaryota; Fungi; Ascomycota; Pichiomycetes; Serinales; Metschnikowiaceae. The transcript has 2 exons. Bases 1 to 1710 code for a protein of 569 amino acids.